Molecule: messenger RNA, 1365 nt
Organism: Gloeophyllum trabeum ATCC 11539
Lineage: Eukaryota; Fungi; Basidiomycota; Agaricomycetes; Gloeophyllales; Gloeophyllaceae
Exons: 2
Coding region: 340-1365 (341 amino acids)
Source: RefSeq, a predicted model, not a curated record
UCAUGAGCCCAUAGCAAGCGUCUCUUGCGCCGGAAGUUCUAUUUUCUUACGACCUCGCCACGAAUAUUCACGACAUUAAAGCCGGCUGUCUCGCGGUCGACAUACCCUCCGAGCACUGUGCCACUCAGUCUCCCAAGACAGCCGACAACGAGGGUUGUCUCGGGCGACGUCGUCCUCGCGCAUUCCAUCCCGGACCGCCGCCAGCCUCGAUCCAAAUCCCAACCGCCUCAAAAAGCCCGCAGCGGCUGACGAUGGGCUCGUCGUAACUCUGCCUCGAAUCCAUCGCUCGACGUCUGCAACAUCCUCCCGUUCUGAUCAAGCGCACACCAAGUCCCCUUUAUGCCCGCUCCCCGCAAUGUCGGUGACCGUAGUGGCGGGCCCUCCAGGCUCGUCAGUCUCCUAGCUAUUAUCCUCGGCUGCCUCGGCAUCAUCCUCAGCAUGACUACGUACUGGAUAGCACGAGCCAUCCCGGGCCUCAAGAUGAAGAUGCCCGCCAACCGGGACCCCUCCUGCCCCUCCGCCCGCCCCCUGCACCGCCGCGCGAUCUCCGAGACCCCCGCGCGCGCAAUGUCCCGCACCGCGUCCAAGUCGCCCAAGCGCGUCUCCUUCAGCGACGACGACGGCACCGCCGACGCCGGGCCCAGCCCGCGCUCGUCCAUCAGCUCUGCCCGCUCCUCCGACACCGCCUGCUCCGCGCUCUCCGCGCGCUCCUCGUCCAAGACGUCGCACGACCCCUUCGCCGCGCCCGCGGGCACCUCGACGCUCGCGGGGCUCUUCUCCGCCGACAGCCCCAUCCGCCUCCCCAACAUCCUCAAGCCGAAGCGCAUGCGCUCCGGCUCCGAGAGCUCCGCCUCGGACGCGGGCUCGCCCACCCCCGCGCCCAGGGGCACCGCCGCAGCCAAGCCUGCGCCAGUGGCCGAAGCCGACGAGCCCCGCCCCGCGGCGAGCAGGACGCAGUCGCGCGCGAGCGUGCGGAUGGCGAGGGAAGACGUGCGCCCGCCGCGGCGCGCGCAGUCGCUCGUCGCGAGCGAGCGCGUGGGGAAGAUGAAGCGCGUGAGCGCGGACAGCGGCGAGCUGUAUUACUCCGGCUUCGAGAACCCGUUCAAGCUGCGCGAGCGCCGCGCGUCGGCGCUCUCACGGAAGCGCGGGGCGCUGGGGAGGAGGGUCGCGAGCAUCUUUUCUACCCCUCCCUCCGGGUGCGACCAGACGGACAAGGACUCGGUGUCGGCGAGCACGGUGUCCGCGGACUCGGAUACGACCAGGGUGUCUGUGUCUUCGUCUGCCUCGCGGCGUAGCAAAUCAAGCUCGCUAUUCGCGAAAUUCGUCCCUUCGUCCGCUGGCAAGCAAAGCAUCCCGGCGUCAUGA